Helobdella robusta is the source of this 2644-nucleotide messenger RNA. RefSeq lists its product as hypothetical. NCBI's taxonomy places the organism in Eukaryota, Metazoa, Annelida, Clitellata, Rhynchobdellida, Glossiphoniidae. The record is from RefSeq and is a predicted model, not a curated record. Bases 1 to 2211 code for a protein of 736 amino acids. The transcript is spliced from 8 exons.
AUGUACAAUACGUUUUGGAGGAGAAAUUUAGAGAUUUCGGUCGAGAAAUUUGUUCGUGAUCAUCUGAAAAUCAACACCGACGACGACGGUGCAGUCAAAUCAGAUCGCAAAAAUUCUGGAAAAAAUUUGAAGGUCAACAAAAGCGAGAAUUUGACAAAAACCAGCAGAAGAAAAACAUUCAACAUUAACAGCAGCAACAAUGUUGCUACUGAAAUCAACAAAAACAAUAUUUUCAACAGCAACAAUGUUGCUACUAAAAACAACAAAAACAAUGUUUUAAACAGCAACACCAACAAAACGGUGCCUAGCGCCACUAACUUCAACAGCAGUCAAUCAAAGUCCAAGCCACAACAUUCGAAUAAAAUGAUUCAGACAAAUUUCUUGCUCAACGUCAUGAAAGAAGUCCCCAGAAAACCCGUUAGUUCUUCCCUCCUUAAAGAAAUCUGCCCUAAAGCAAAGCUCCCCUUCGAACCUCAGUCCCCAUUGCCACAACAGCCAAAAAGACAGACAGAAUUUUGUGAUUUGACUCAAAAAGAGCAAAGAACGCAGGAGCGAGAAAAUUAUUUAGCGGAAAAGGAGCGCAUAAAAUGGGAAAUAAAAGCGAAAAAUAAAUUCCUAUCGAAAUGUUUAAAAGAGAACAUGAUUAAAAUGAUGCCUGGAAAGUUAGAAGAACUGCUGGUUGACAUUAUGAGGCUGGUUCUUGCGGGAAGGCCUACUGUUAAAAAAAUAUACUGCUUCAUUUCGGCCUAUUUGGAUUAUAGGCUGGAUAGGUUAGGAGGACAUUGGCAACUUUUUUUUAUUAACGCAGUAACUGGAUUGAACUACAAUAAAGAUGCGGACGCCGUAAGUGAUGCAGUUUCCACUGAGGUUGACAUAUCCCAAGCCGACCCACAGCCAGUUGGGGUCGACCACCCCGGAUAUAAAGGCCCCAACAAGCCACCUUGGUACAAACCCCCCCAAAUUUCAAAAGAGGCCCUGGACAAAAAUUGGACUUCAGGACAGGCAUCGAUGAAAGAACCCUCAAAAGUUCGAUUUUCGGAAAUCGUUCGCGCUAUCAUAAAGACAAACGAAAUGAACAAUAGGAAUAAUAGCAGGGAAGCUGCAAGUGAUGGAAAGAAAGGGAGAAUGAAAGAGUGUCGCUUGCUUAAGGUAGACAAAGACGGGCUGAUUAUCAAAGAAACUAAAUGUAAUAAAAACAUCAAAAAACACCCAACGAAAACGGCAACUACUACUACUGCUGCUAUCACUACUACUACUGCUGCUGCUACUACUACUACCGCUACUACUACUACUGUUGCUGCUACUACUACUGCUUCUUCUGUUAGCAGUCCUAGAGUUAUUAAAGUUGAUAACGAUGAUAAAAAUGUUGCUAACGGUGACGAUAAAGUAAAUAAGGAACAUGAAGAAAAAGAUGAAGAGAAUGGUGAUGAGGAAAACGAAGAUGAUGACGUAAUCAAGCAAAUUUGUGCCAAGGUUGAUGAGGCCAAUGAAGAGAGAGACGACGUCAUCGAAAAACAAAAACAAGAAGAGUGCAGAAAAGUGAAGCGAUUUUAUUUAACGCGAGAUGAGGUCAUCAAAAAUAUGACCUCAAGGGUCAACAAUGCUUUUGCCAUCAGGACCAACUACAUCCGGUGUGAAGUUUUUCCGGAAAAGAAGACGAAGAAUCAAAUAAAUCAAGUUAACGCGCCAAAAAAAGUAAAAAAUAAACUUGAGAAUAAGGAGGAGGAUUCGGUGAAAGUGAAAUACAGUGUAGAGGAUCAUGAAAUACCAGAACAAGAUACAACGCAACAACAAAACACCACACAAGAAUACGAUCAACAACAACUUGAAAAACAAAAUUAUUCUGACACACAACAACAACUUCAGCAGCAGCAACAACAACAACCACAGCAACAACAACCACAAAAAAAUCAAAACAAGCAGAAGAAAAAAUGCCAACAAAAAAGAAAAUCGUACAAUGUUGAAAAUUUAAAAUGGCACCUAAAAGAAAUGACGUCACAGCUACUUGCCAUGGUGGCCGUGCACAGACCUGAUGACGUCAAACUUUUUCUAGCCAAUCAGCUUGAAGGACAGUUUGUUGCGAGGUGUAAUCAGAAAGGGGCGUACUGCGAGCUUGUACAAGAAUAUGAAAGAGAGAGGAAAGCUUUAAAGAAGCAAAUCCGGUUACUCAAAGAGCAAUUGAAAAAAAAUGUGACGAACCAAGACAAAUAAAAUGAUGAUGGUGAUAUUUAUGAGGACGAUAAUGUGAUGAUGAUGAUGACGACUAUGUGAUGAUAAUGUGAUGAUGAACAUGUGAUAAAAAUGAUGACAAUAAUAAUAAUAAUAAUGAUGAGGAUGACUACGAUGAUGAUGACGAUGAUGGCAAAUUGUAAAAUGGCAAUAACACAAAUCUUAACCACAAAGAUAGUUUUCUUGUCAUAAUAUUUUCAUGUAUUCAGUUCAUGUACCUACACAGGUAUAAAAACAUACACAUACACACACACAUAAGCGUACACACAGACACACACACAUAUAAACGAACACACACACACACAUACAUGAACGUACAAACACACACACAUUCUUUGUUUCCAUCAGCCAGCCAAUCACCAUCGAGAUAGUUUUGUUUUCAUCUAGGUUUAAAAAACAAACAAAUGAAGCUUUU